AUGAAACUCACCACCAUCCUCCUCACCCUCGGCCUCGGCCUCACCACCGCCCCAUCCACCGUCGUCCUCGCCGCCCCCGCCCCGGAGUCCAACUACUACCAACAAGCCAACACCCCGGACAUCGUCGACAUGUUCGUCAACGCCAACUACUACGGAGACAAGUACACCGGCUCCGCAUACGAAGGGCAAUGCGUCAACCUGCCGCCCAACUUCAACGACAACCUCAGCAGCGGCCGCGCCCGACCCGGGUACCAUUGCACGGUGUGGCCUGAUGCCAAUUGCCGGACCAACAAGUGGAACUUUACUUUUGACGAUCGGGGGUCUGGUGCAAGGUUCCCGGAUUGGAUCAAUGAUCGGGCUAGUAGUUGGCGGGGUUAG
This is a messenger RNA of Neurospora tetrasperma FGSC 2508, 378 nucleotides long. RefSeq lists its product as uncharacterized. Bases 1 to 378 code for a protein of 125 amino acids. The record is from RefSeq and is a predicted model, not a curated record. The transcript has 2 exons. NCBI's taxonomy places the organism in Eukaryota, Fungi, Ascomycota, Sordariomycetes, Sordariales, Sordariaceae.